AAAUAAAAUAGACUUUUAGUGACUGAGUUGUAAAUAAUGAACUUUAGGAGCUUUACAAAGUGCUAUAAAAUUAUUGGACAUAAUAUAAUUACACACAAGAAUGUGGAUGUGUUGUCUAGUGAUAAUUCUUGUGCCUUAUUAAUUUAUUUUAGGUGAUUUUUAAGAAGCUUAGUAGAAAUUAAAUACGCGCGUAAAAGAGGUUAAAUAUGGAGGGUAUUUAUAAAGUUAAUUUAGUCCCAAGUGAUCUGAGCGUUGAGGAGACGAUACUGCAAAUAGCCGACACUUUGGAUAAUCUAAACGGCAUUGUAGACGACGUGUUCACACGGCUCACGACAAGAAUCAAGCAGAACAUGGACAAGACAAUGAAGUUGAGCGAGAGAAUAGAGGCUUCGAGGUGUAAAGUGGAGAAACUCAACGGUAUGCAGAAAGCGAUCAAGGUGUUCUCGAGUGCCAAGUACCCGGCGUCGAUCACUCACGAACAUUACCGAUCAGUGUUUGAUGCUGACGGGUACGAGCACAAGCCCAAAAAGGUUACUCUGAGCGGGAAAACUCAGGGGCAGACUAACGAGAAGGAAUUACAGGAAAAACUUCACUUCUACCACGUGAAAGUGGCAGAACCCAGGAAUGCGACACCCAAACAGGAUUUCAAUUUGAGUACUAUGAUAGAUACGUUAUCAAGCGUGGGUGACCUGUUAAUCUUUAACACUGACGAGAGUCCUUAUCUGGGUGGCACUCGGCGGCCAUCGGAGUACGUGCCGAUAGUGACCUCUAAGGUUGAGAGCAAGAGCCUAUUGGAAGCGGCGCCAAGCUCUAUCAUGAAACGAGAUGUUCUGAAGCGCGAUGCCGACGAAUAUCUGUACGCACCGGGAAUGGGCAUGGUUCCCGAGCUGGAGAUGCCGCUAGACCUCCCUCACCUGCCAGGCAUAGCAGGGGACGUACAAUUCUCCAACACGACGGAGGGUUCCAUUGCGCCAUCAGUCGUAACAUCCCCCGUAGCUCCCGUCAUGGCUGUACCGGAGUUAGAACUCCCGGAUUUAAAGGAAUUGCCCGAUGUUAGUGUGGCUAAAGAAGAGGUGAAUGUGCCUGUGGUGGUGCCUGAUAUCCCUGACGCGCCGCCCCCGCCGCCUGCGCAGGCCCUGCCCCCGCCCCCGCCACCUCCACCCCCGCCGCCGCCGCCAAUGGAGGCCGUACCACCCGUCGAUGUCAAACGAGUGGAGAAGGCUGCACCAUCACCCUUGCCCCCCUCAGGCGGCGAUGCUCACUCAAACCUGAUGGAAGCCAUUCGCCAAGCGGGCGGGGCUGGUCGCGCCAAGCUUCGCUCUGCUGCAGAGUCCACACCAGCUAAGGGUGGGUCCAAACCAAGCGGCGGCGACCUGAUGGCAGAUCUUCACGCGAAGCUAUCAAUGCGAAGACGAGGAAUAUCCGGGGCUGAACGAUCAGGGGGCUCCGUACUCCAUACCCUGGCCAGCUACAUUCCGGAGCCCGAGCAGUCCUCACCAGCGCGCUCCUCCAGCGAAGACGACUGGGAGUAACUCUUGGAUAUUCACAAGAUUUUGUAUUUACCAUUUAAUUACCCGUAAGUGCGCUUAGAAACGAGAAAUGCUUACUUUAGACAAUCUGAAACAACUGUAAGAGAAGGAAUCUUGUUACAAAAAAACUAGGAAUACAAUCUUCAACAUAUUUGUCUAAAGCAAGCGUCUCCUGGAUCUUAUAAGCUUUCCUGUAAAUAUUUAGCAGCAUUCACGUGAACUAAGUUGCAGCUGCAAUUAAAAAAAAAACGAGAAUACAGAGACAAAGGCGACAGAGAUGCAAAGAAAAUUCAAUAGCGCCAUCCUGCUCUUAAGAUUUAUUCAUAGUACCAGUACAGUAAUAGAUGUAGUAUCAAAGUGAGUAAUAUUCUUAAAUAAAGUCCGUACAGAAAUAUACGGUGGAUGUAAAUGCAAGUCCUUUGAGUUCUCCGACGAUUGAAGAGUGCUUGCCCCGGGCUCGGCUCCCCAGACAUGCAGAUUAAUAUUUGUAGCCAUUGCGUUUCAUUACACUGUAUUUUAACUUCUACAAAGAAUAUCCUUCAUUUUGAAAUCCGAAAUGAAAUCGUAAAAGGAAAUGUAUUUAUGUUUUUUACAUAAUAUUUAUUAAGAAAAGGUUUAUUUGUAAAAAUAUCGUAAUGGUCGGUUAUAUCUCCGAAUGAGUAGUAUUUCCUCCCGGCCCCCAAUUAAGAGGUUCUCUCGAGAUAAUUUUCCCGGUACUGCCAUCUGUAUGUUCUAAGUAAAAACAUUAAUUUGUUCUCCGAAAACUCGUUAUCGAUUGUUGGUCUUAUAAUAGGUAUAUUUACGGCCAUUCCGUAUUAGGUUUUUAUGUAAGUCUAAUCUUCAUACCUUCUCGGAAGCCGUGGGACAUAUAAUUGUGAAUCGAUUAGCGUUGACCUCUAUCUCGCCCGCUUCCGAAUACUUAGAACAGCCUAAUUCAUCUAAUCAAACCUACCCGUACAUGUUGUAAAACAAAAACUGUCCGAUUAUUUACGAAAUUCUUAGUUUUGUUUAUUACGAUUGCUGGGGCCGUUUCCUGCGAUUUUCCUCAAUUCUCGCUAUGUUUACGAAUAACUCGGCAAAGUUCGGUGGGAUGGCAAGCAAACUUAUAAUGGUCACUAUUUAGAAAACGGUUUUCCUUAUUAUACGAUAAUAGUUGUUAAUGUUGAACUAAAUAAUAAAUUAAUAGUUUACUAUAUUGUCGGUGUAUCUUCUUUGUGUGUAGAUAAGUGUUCUAUUCGAAUUACUGGCAGUAGCUACAUAAAUCAUAAAUAUACGGAUGUUAUGUCUACUUAAACGGACAGCGAAAGGCUGACUUGAUUGAAUGAAAAUUAUUACAUUUGAAGUUCUAUAAGAAAUAAAAUACGGCGGAAUUGAUGGUAUGUAAUGUACUCAAGGAAGAAUGAUUCGAGUUUAUCGAUUAAUCAGCAAACGUAAGAUAGCGUCACAGAUAACUGAGAAAACACUUAACGUCAGGCAAACGUCACGGUUGCAUAGGAAAUAAUUAGUACCUACUGAGUGUGCGCUAUGCGGGGAUUUACCUAGCUAGUUAAAAUUUAAUUCGUCUACUCUAAUAAAAAAUAUUUUUAUCGAUAAUAUUUUAUAAUUCUUUAAAUGUACAUGAUUAAUUAAUAUAGUUAAUUGUAUAACGUGAAAAUAAAUAUUUAACUAUCUAAUUCGAAAAUGGAAAACACAAUUGGUACUGAAUAAUGAAAGGGGAUCAUAGAAACUAUCCAAUUCUACAACGACGGUAGUAUUCCGUGAAGUUUUUAAUAGUCAGUUCUAUUUACAAACAGAGAUUGGAAAAGGGCUCUCGUUCCGGGAGGUUAUUACGAUAAUCGUAUUUCUCACUAGUGACUAUCUCGCUUUCGUUUCUAGGAAGGAGCUCGGCCACAUUAACAGUGUUCCCCGCAAACUAUCAACUGGUUCGGCUGAUUAGCAUUUCCAGAAUUGAGAAAAACCUGCCGCGGCUGCACGGCCGACUUCUCGAUUUAACCAAAUAGGACCAUUUCUAACGACCAGACAAAUAAAUCGAUAUUUUAGGCCUAAUAAGUAGGGAAAGUUACAGGUUAGAUUUGAAACGAGUUAGAGAAUAGAUCAAACACUAUUGCUAACGUCACUAUGAGUAGCGUUAGUUGUGUCUGAGACUAUCAUCGAACGCGCAGCAAACAGGAUGGAAUCUAGGUUGUUAAGAGCUUGUGAUGAUCAUGCCUUCAUCGUGCGACAGACAGGUGCUAAAUAUAUAAACGAACGUAGGAAAGUAUGCUUAACGAAAUUAAAAUCUGUGACCAAUUUAAAAUUUGAAUUGCAUAGCGUGAGGUAAAUGUAAGGUCAAGCAAGACUGGUUGUAUACAGGGGACGGGUGACGUAGCCAGCGGUAUUCGCACGAGGCGCCGCAAAUAUUGGCAAUGAAUGAUAUUACGCAUUUCAUUGCGAAUGUUCGCGCUUGCCAAUAGGAAACUGCCUGGUGUUCAGCGUCAUAAUACGUAGAAUUUCUUUACACUGUUGAAAUUGAAACAUAGUUCAGAUUUUAUGCGCAAAUUAAUUAUUCGUCUAGAUUGUUUAGGAUGUUAGAUAAAAUAACGUUUUCUAAUAACGGCACGUAAUUGUUUAGCUCCGAGAAUCACCUAAAGGUGUGACUUCUCAUUAAAAGUACGUAGUUAGCUUAGCUUUCAAGUAAUAAGGAAAAACCUACGUAAAAGUUUAUGUAAGUAAUAAAAGCAGUGACUAAAAACCCGAGUCGUCUAUUAGAAAGGUAAAUGUUUAAAUUCGUCAUUCAAAGUGAAUCAAUAUUAUCAGACAUGACAGGUUUUUUUACAAUCUAUUAUAGUGCAAAGCUCCAAAAGAAUAAACAUAAAUAACCGUAACCACAGAUUACUAGCAUAACACGUAGACAAUUUGGCUGUUAGUUUAUGAGCAUUCGCGUGCCGAACACAUGUGCUGCAUCUGUGCACGUGACGAGGAUUUAUUAUCUGUGAAUUAGGUAAAAUGGCGGUGUGGCGGUUUAUUUUGUUUUGGUAAUCAGUAUGCAUCGCGGAGGCGCGCUGUCAACAGUUAUUCACGUGAAAUAGCCGUGAGCAUCCUUACAACACGGAGUAGGGACAAAUAGUAGCCCUCAUUUUUUACAAUAAGCUUUUUUAAUGUUGGUGUUCUAAACUCAUCGACAGUUUCUAAAAAUAAGGUCUAGCUUUAUGAUAUUGUAAUUUGAACGAGAAUUUCUAUUUUAACACAAAUCAAUUGGAAUAGUUUACAUGUACAUAUUUGUUAAGUUUUCUGAUUAAUCAGUAACUAUUAAAUUUGACUAUUUUCCGUGAUCACGAAUCAAUAUUUGCUAUGCAACAUUAACUGUUUUAAAUUGAAUAUAUUACCUAUACGUAUAAUUAAUAUUAGCGACCCUUUAAACAUUAAUCCCUUUGUUAUUUUUAAAUCCAUCCAUGGUUCGAAUAAUUCAUGAGUGUAUAACAUACGUAUAUUGUAAACUGGACCUUAUUGUAAAUAUAUUACGGUGUAUUGUAACAUCGCAGUAUGAAUUUGAUGUGUUAUGAGUUCCGUUGAAAUUAAUGUUCCGCUUGAGCCGAUGGAAUAUGAAAAUACUGGCACAUGCUGUCCAAGCGAAAUUAUGGCGGUACUAAAAUCCCUAUGAUUUUCAUAUUUGGUGCUUUUUUAAAGAAUAUUUGAGAUUUUAUGAAAAUAUAUAAAAUACCUUUGAUAAUGGAUUAAGUAUAUUGCUAUGUUUUAUAUCGCAAGAUAUGUUUCGUGUUCUGUGAGAUUUGAGUCGGCAUAGUAUUUGUCCAACAUGCCAGGUCCGCGUCGUAAGAUUUCCGCAAUAGCUUAGAAGCCGGGUCUUGCCUGUUACACGUCAGACCUCAAAGCUAUCGUUCUGUGCGAUUUCCUAUAGUUUUAAAGUAGGUAUGUAAGUUUAAAGCCGGAAAUUGCUUUUCCUACUUUAGAGCAGAGUCGAUACGAAUUGAAACUUUACGAGCAAGCCUUUCAAAGUACCCGACACGUUAUUUCAAAGUCUUGCAAACAUGCAUAGAGCGAUGGACCGUGCUCUGCUUGAAAAUAUAUUGCAUUUUACUUGGAAAUGAAGUAAAAACUAUAUCUCUCGGAUAGUUAGUUUCGUAUCGAUUCUCCUGAAAGCGAAAAGUUCAGUAGUUUAGGCAGAAUUGCACAGUUACGUCAGAGAUUAUGUAAACAAAUUAUAACGCAGCUGUUUGUGUGUGGGUGCUUUACGUAAUGCCAUUGUUUUAGCUUAUAUCGUAUUAAAAGUUAAGUUUUAAAUCCGCCAAUAUUAUACUUAUUAUAAUGAAUUAUAUAUUAUGCAGGCUGCACUAAUCCUCUGCGCCAUCACACAGAUGUAAUAUAAAAUCAACAUUUUACUACUUAAUUUUGUAAUUAGCUGGUAGUAGUAAUUGUGGGGCACACCUACAGGCGUCAGACUGGCGUGUGUCAUUGGAUGGCUAACGCUAGCCUUCGAUGUCUCGUGUCGAUUAGCACCAUGAUGAAGCCGCCAUUUGCAAUGUUUACCAAACUACGUUUUAAGGAGAGAAAUUCAUUACACGCAUGCUGUGGACAUGUGAGAAUUUAAUUAAGACUUUUUAUUCUAUCGUUGACCUGUAUCAAUUAGUUUGCCGAAGGGCUCGUGAAUUUACCAUCUCGUCAAAAGCGAAUUACAGUAUUUUUGUAAACGUUGCAAAUUGAAGACUUCAUGAACUGUCACGAUAUUGGACAUCGAAGCAGCUCUAGCAUAAGACUGAAACCACAUCUGAACAUUUCAAAAUUGAACGAUUUUAAUAAAUAAUGUAAAAUGUAUGGUGUAAGUUAAAGUGCAUCGUAAGCCUGCUAAGUUGUAAGUAAGCGUUGAAAGAAAUCUGAAUAGUUAUUAAGUUUGAAUGAAUUCCGACUAACUGUCUGUAGCUUAUUGGUAAAGUAAAUUAAAACUAUGUUGAUAUUAUAAUGAAUUUAAACGAAAUUAUGUAUAUAGGUACAUAGAACUUAAUGUAGAUGUUUUUAAUUGUAUAAAAACUGUUAGCGUAUGUUAAAAUUAUUACGGUAUGACGUCAUUGUCCAUUGAGGCGUAUUGUUAUAGAUUCGUCUUAUACAUAUUAUGUAUUUAAGUGAAAUGAGGUUUUACGAGGUUUUUAUGAAUGUUACGUCUCAGUGUUCAGUGCUCCUUAGUGAUACUUGCCUUCAUAGUUUUAUUUAAGUUUUGACUGACUGUUUUAAAUGUUCACGUGUUAUAGUUUAUAGUGACUUUUUUACACUCCAUGCAUUUUUUUUUUAAGUCAAUGCAAAUAUUUUUUUAACUAUUUAGGUACAACAAACAAUAGUCAACUACAUAUUUUAAGAUGGAUUAGUGUAAAUUGUUUAUCUAUAACGGUGUGUAAGUCAUUAAUUUAUUUGCAGCGAAUAUUUACAGUAAUUUGUUACUAUAGUAAUAAUCUUAUUUGUCCUGAAUCGAAUCCAUGUAAAGCACUAAUCCGUCUCAUAGUUGUAAUUUGUAAAUAUAAAGUCGAUAUAUGUAACUGUUCACUGGAUUGUAUCACGUUGUCAUUUAUACGUACGUUUGUUGUAUGAUGGAUUUUACAUGUUACGAAGUAUGGUAUGUUCAUUCAUUAAUUAUGUAUAACGAAAUUUAAAAUAUCUACAACUA
Molecule: messenger RNA, 7179 nt
Organism: Helicoverpa armigera (cotton bollworm)
Lineage: Eukaryota; Metazoa; Arthropoda; Insecta; Lepidoptera; Noctuidae
Product: WASH complex subunit 1-like
Exons: 6
Coding region: 207-1532 (441 amino acids)
Biological process (GO): Arp2/3 complex-mediated actin nucleation; retrograde transport, endosome to Golgi; exocytosis
Cellular component (GO): WASH complex; early endosome; recycling endosome
Molecular function (GO): gamma-tubulin binding; alpha-tubulin binding; actin binding
Source: RefSeq, a predicted model, not a curated record